AAAAAAGGAUACAAACAGGAGCGCGAGAUUUUCCGUUUUCUCUGGCUCUGAAUGUUUUCUAAAAUUCCUGUGCUUUAGGGCUAAAUGCAGGCAACAAAAUUAUAGUGUUUGAUUCUUCGUGAAUAUUUUUCUGUGAACUUUUGAAAGGAAAUUUUAACGGAAAAAAUCUUGAAGAAAAGACGAAUAAGCAAAGCUAAAGAGAGACGAUGGAAUUUCAGUUAAUUCUCCUUGUUUUAGUUACAUUUAAGGAAGUUGAUGUUGCAGUCCCAGAUAUGAAUGGAGAUCCUAGCUUUAGUGCACCAAUUGCAAACAUCACAGUUCCUGUUGGGCGUGAGGCCACAAUGACGUGUAUUGUUCACGAUUUGGUUUCAUUUAAGGUUGCCUUCCUACGCGUUGAUACGCAGACAAUUCUCACAAUUCAAUCCACGGUAAUUACGAAAAAUCAUCGAAUUGGUAUCACGCAUACGGAAAAUCGCAUCUGGCAGUUAAGGAUCAAGGAUGUUAGGGAGUCAGACAGAGGGUGGUACAUGUGCCAAAUAAAUACAGAUCCAAUGAAAAGCCAAGUUGGAUACCUGGAUGUUGUUGUCCCCCCGGAUAUUCUGGACUACCCCACGAGUCAGGAUAUGAUUGUACGCGAGGGGUACAACGUGAGCCUCCACUGUGCUGCUGUGGGGUCUCCUGAGCCCACAAUCACGUGGCGUCGUGAACGGGGGAAGCCCCUCUUGUCCGUUGGAAGCCGCGAAAUUUUUAGCGCCGAAGGACCCUCCCUGAUUAUACCGCGUGUCAAUCGACACCACAUGGGUGCUUACCUAUGCAUAGCAUCCAAUGGGAUUCCACCCACAGUUAGCAAGAGGGUAAUGGUGAUUGUCAAUUUCCCACCGACAAUUUGGGUGAGGCAUCAGAGCUUUUUUGUAGCAAUCGGCCAAAAAAUCACCCUUGAAUGUAUCACAGAAAGUCACCCCAAUUCGGUAAACUAUUGGCUACGUGGGAAAGGAGAUAUUGUUCAGGGAGGAAGCUACGAACAGCUAAUGCUGGAAAAUGUCUUCAAAGUUGUAAUGAAGCUGGUUGUUCGUCCUGUAAAAGCCACAGAUUUCGGGAUCUACAAAUGCAUUGCAAAGAAUUCCCUGGGAGAAACAGAAGAAACCAUCACGGUUCAUCAUAAAUCAAAACCUGUGGAUUUGCUUGCCUACCACCAACCAAAUCACAUCAGUACUACAUUUGCCAACACUUCAAGCCACUUUCGCAAUCAAGACUGGAAUUUACAACCUUUCUCGCACUCCUGCACCACCGCAUCACUCGUCUCCAGUUUCCUGCUUCUCUUUUCACUCCUUCUGGUUACAUCGUGAUUUUCGUAAAGGACUCUCUCUCUCCUCUUGAAGUUGGUUUCUAUAUAAUCAAUCUAUCUGAAUGUAAAUACAGAUGCAUCGAGAAAGAGAAUUUAGGACGAAAGCUUGAUUUCUUUCUUAUAUAACGAUAAAAAUAUGUAAUAAUAAUUUAAGGAAUGUAUGUAGAAACUAUCAAGAAAAAAAUAGAUAUUAAUCGUAAAGCUGAAAUUUUAGCAUUUUAGGUACAUAUUCCUGUAAUAAUUUGUAUUUAGCUGUUUGUAGAAUAAUUUUAAAGGAUUCCUUAUUAGUUUAUAAGAAAAGUUAUGUUAAUAGAAGAAAAAAUAAAAUAAGAAAA
Molecule: messenger RNA, 1680 nt
Organism: Lutzomyia longipalpis
Lineage: Eukaryota; Metazoa; Arthropoda; Insecta; Diptera; Psychodidae
Product: neurotrimin-like
Exons: 8
Coding region: 207-1346 (379 amino acids)
Cellular component (GO): neuron projection
Source: RefSeq, a predicted model, not a curated record